Chlamydomonas reinhardtii is the source of this 2456-nucleotide messenger RNA. RefSeq lists its product as uncharacterized. The record is from RefSeq and is a predicted model, not a curated record. NCBI's taxonomy places the organism in Eukaryota, Viridiplantae, Chlorophyta, Chlorophyceae, Chlamydomonadales, Chlamydomonadaceae. The transcript is spliced from 5 exons. The coding region runs from base 340 to 1521 and encodes 393 amino acids.
AUUGCUCCAGCGCCUUAGCCGUGGUCGCCGUUUUGUUUCACUGCUCGAGUCUAGCGGCCUGCUGACGGCGACACUUCGCUUUGUGCCUGCUCAAUUUCGCUUCCUUCUGAGCCCAAACUGAACGUCAUCACCUCCUAUAUAUCAAGCGAGUUUAGCUGGUUCAUUUCGCCUGGCAAGCCACGAUUUCACUCCGCAAACCUACGCAAACCUCCUACCCAGAUUUCCUUGCUGGGCAAAGUUCAGGCUCGCAAAGGCCUUCCUAGUUUAGCGCGAAUUGGCGCGUUCGGUUCCGAAGUGUUUGUUGGCCGUCUCGUCGUCUACCACAAGUAAAUUCACGCUAUGCACGUCAGCGCGCAGCUCAGCGCUGGGCCAGCAUGCUCUCCUGGAGGGUGGAAGGCGAAGGCUCGGACGUUGGUCGCGACCAGGCCCCCUUGCGUCGCUAGCCCUGGCACCUGUGGCACGCCGCAACCAUCUCAGCAGCGCCUUCAGCCAUCGAAUGCAGUCGCGGGAGUGGGCGUCUCGGUGCCCGGUGGUAACAACAACAGCAGCGGCUCCGGCUCGGGCCCGUCUUCCAGCGGCCGCGCGGUGUCGCCCAUGCCUACGUCCCGGUCCUCCGCCUCCAGCCCCUCGGCCGCCAAACAGCGGCCGCUGAGCCAGCCGCUGCAGAUUCUGGUCCGUGCAGCUGCUGAGGCGCGCGUCGCCAGCGCGGCGCCCGCGGAGCUGUCCGAAGUGAACAGCCGGCUAGCAGCUACGAGCAGCUGGCCGGCGCUGCAGGUGCUGGCGCUGCAGUACCAGGGGCGGCUGGACCAGCAGAGCGUGGUGGCGGUGCUGCGGAGAGCAGCGCAGCUGGCUGCAGGCACGAGCUCCCCCAGCCAGGCAGAGCAGUACGCGUGCGCGCGCUUCCUGGAGUCCAUGGCCAUGUCCUGCGCUAACCUCAUCCCCGCCAUGGCGCCCGGCACCGUGGCCGCCGUGCUGAGCACUCUGGGCGCGCUGGGCGUGAGCGGCAUGGUGGUGAUGCGGCAGGUGCCGUACAUGGUGGUGGCGCUGGUACAGGCGCUCAUCCUGGCCUCGCUGCCGCAGCUGCACCACUACAGCCCCCCUCAGCUGGCGUACGUGCUGCGCGGCUGCGCGCUGCUGAGCCCCAGCGGCCUGCCGGAGGUGUGGCUGGACGAGUGGCAGUCGGUGACGGCGGGCGCGGUGCUGCGGCAGAUGCCGCCCGACGCGCUGGACGCGGUGGUGGCCAGCCUGCAGACGCUGUACCAGCGGCAGAACUGGCUGCCCGAGGACGGCUGGCUGGGCGAGCUGCUGCAGGCGGUGGAGGCGCAGCUGGGCGACUACGGCGGCAGCGAGCUGCGGCACCUGGUGGUGGCUCUGGCGGGGCUGGAGGUGCGCCCGCACAACGGCUGGCUGGGAAGCUUCCGGGCGGCCUUUGACCAGCGCGUGGCGGCGGCGGAGAUGGCGCCACACGAGAUCGCGGGCGUGCUGUACGCGUUCACCAAGCUGGAGGUUGCAUUUGCGUAAGUCUCGGUCAUCAAGCACGGCAGGGCAAGUGCAGCAGCUUCAACAACACGAGUUACAGGUCGCAUGUUAUUGAAGGCGGCGGGGCUGCGCCGGGUGUACCAGUGAGCACCUAAUGCCGUAUGGCGACCGGCCCGCGCUCAACUUGUGAGGUCUCAAGUGCCCACAACGGCCGGUCCCAGCUGAGCACCACCUAUCUAAAUAACGUGCUCUUUCUUGUUAUGCGUAUGGUGUUGGCCUGACUAUUUUAUGGGGCCCGUAUGGCUCCCCGCCGGGGUGAAUGCCCAUCUCUUAUGUUAAUUCGUCAAGGCGCGUGUAGUCCUCGUGCCGCGGUGCCUGCGCUGCCUCGGCGCCUGGUGUCAAGGUCGUGGAUGGCGCAAGGGAGUGAGACGUUUUGAGGCAUGGAGUGAAGAAGGAACAUGGGCCAUAUGUGUGGAGCCCCACUUGCGAGAGCACCAACGUAGCUCUCUUAUUACCUCGUGUGGUUAAGUCUAGUGACGAGCGACAAUUGAGUAGAGCCUGUGGCACGGGGGGGGGGGGUAGCUGAGCAAAAGUAGUUGACACCAGACGUGCGACUGUGUGAAGUAGGACUAGGAAACAGACAAGGAAAUAGGCAAAAACUAGCAAAAUGAUGGGGCUAGCCGCCCAGCACAAGCGGGCAACCACACACGCCGCUGAUUGAGCGUUUUGAGCGUUGUGCUUUUUUGCUGUUUUGGAGCUCGAUGAAAUACUGGUGAUAUCUGCUGGGGGCUUAGUUGAGAGCAAAGGCGCUGGACGGAAUGGAAGCGACGGUGGGCCGGGUGGCUUAGUACAGUGCCCCCAUGGUGUAUUAGGGCCAUCCGUGGCUCUCGCCAACGCGGCGUCCCCACACGCAAGCAAUGUGUUGAGCUUGCGCCUAGGACAGACGACCACUCAGGACUGUGUAAGAGGGCAAGCGC